Messenger RNA from Acanthosepion pharaonis, 654 nucleotides. The record is from the annotation of a GenBank genome assembly. Lineage: Eukaryota; Metazoa; Mollusca; Cephalopoda; Sepiida; Sepiidae.
AUGGGAGUAGAUUAUUAUGAACUGCUUGGACUUAGGCGAAAUGCUACAGAUGGUGAUAUAAAGAAAAAUUACCGGAAGUGGUCCUUGUUUUAUCACCCGGACAAAAAUAAUGAUGAUCUGCAGGCUGAAGUUAAAUUUUUCCAACUCGCCGAAGCGUACGAUGUCCUCAGCGACAAGAAAAGAAAAGCCGUGUACGACCAGUUUGGUGAAGAAGGGCUGAAAUGUGGCGUCCCCUUGAAAUGUGAAGAGGACGGUGAAGCUUGGACAAAAGGUUACGUCUUUCAUGGAGACGCGCAGAAAGUAUUUAGGGAUUUUUUCGGCGGAGAUAACCCAUUUCAAGAUUAUUUUGAUCGCAUUGAUGGCGACCUGAGUAUGAGUUUUGGGGGCCUUGAAGGCAGAAGCCGAAAGAAGAAAGACCCACCCAUUGAAAGGAACCUCUUUUUGACACUGGAAGAACUAUACCACGGCUGCAUAAAGAAAAUGCGGAUCUCGCGUCGUGUAAUGAACGAAGAUGGUCACACGUCAAGUGUGAGGGACAAGAUACUAAACAUCACCGUAAGAAAAGGCUGGCUGCCCAACACGACUAUUACUUUUCCCAAUGAAGGAGACCAGGGCCCAAAUACUAUUCCUGGUGAGUCCUUAGAAUCCUUUUAA